AUGGAGGUGAUGGAAGACGAAGCGCAAAUGGCUGAAUGGGAGGCUCGUUAUGGUAGCGGGGCACAUGAACAAGCAGAAACUCAAGGAGGUCAACCUUUGCAGGACGAAACGCAACAGAAGCACGACGGGCUUGUGGAGCUAGAUCUAACGGGAGGAGAAGCGCUGCAAAGCGACAUGAAUCAAGCUCAUGAGAACGAGAGCUCGCAAAAGCCUGCCGAAAUAUCCGUGGACACCCCUGAUGAAGACAGAACAUCUCCCACCCACGACGAGUCGCUCAGCAAAUCUCCAAGCACCCCGAUAGCCAAGAAUGUUCCACCUUCAGAUGAGAUCGCAACUUUCCUCUCGCCAGAUCCAAAUGAGUCAUAG
Guillardia theta CCMP2712 is the source of this 366-nucleotide messenger RNA. RefSeq lists its product as hypothetical. The record is from RefSeq and is a predicted model, not a curated record. Lineage: Eukaryota; Cryptophyceae; Pyrenomonadales; Geminigeraceae. The coding region runs from base 1 to 366 and encodes 121 amino acids. The transcript has a single exon.